Molecule: messenger RNA, 1953 nt
Organism: Cylicocyclus nassatus
Lineage: Eukaryota; Metazoa; Nematoda; Chromadorea; Rhabditida; Strongylidae
Source: the annotation of a GenBank genome assembly
AUGCUACGCUAUUACAGGUAUCGUAGUUAUCGCUCAUGUGGAGCUGAGCAAGGUGCUUCACAUCUGACAUCGAAUGGGCUCCGCUCUGUACAAAUCCUAGCUAGGAGCGUAGAAAUAUAUUCAUACAGCAGCAGCAGAGACACACACGCAGGCAAACUGUACGAGACAAUUCUUCUCCAGCCUUCAUCGAUGGAUGGCGUUCGAAAUCGAGAACGCGAAGUCGUGGCCACCCCUCAUAUGCCAUGGUUCCACUCGAACGUCAGCCGCGAGGCCACCGAGAGAAUGCUACAUCAACGAGCUGAUGGAACAUUUUUAGUGAGAGAAUCUACGAAUUUUCCCGGUGAUUACACAUUAUCUAUGGCAUAUCGAGGAAAGGUAGAGCACUAUCGCAUUUACCAAAGUGGAGGGCAAAUCACGUGCGACAACGAGGAGUUCUUCGCGAACCUCACUCAACUAGUUUCUCACUACAAACGAGAUGCUGACGGGCUUUGUCAUCGUCUUGUAACCCCUAUUAUUUGUGAGAACUAUCGUAUCCCAUCUACUAGCGAUAACAUUGAGGAUCGAACGAGCGCGUUUUUGAAAGCGGGACUUGUCAUACCAUCCGGUGAUAUUCGAUUAGGAGAUAUUAUAGGGCACGGAGAGUUUGGGGAUGUGCUCGUAGGUUAUUACAAGGAUAAAAAAGUAGCCGUAAAAGUGUCGAAGAGGCACGGAAAUGGGCUAGUCGACUCACUUCUAGAUGAGUCACGCUUUAUGGUAGGACUAUGCCAUCGUAACCUUGUUGCCUUAAUCGGCGUCGUACUGGAUGACACGAACAUCUACAUGGUGACCGAGUACAUGGCGAAUGGGAAUCUCGUCGAUUUAUUGCGUUCGCGUGGUCGUCACCAACUGGAUAAAAUGCAGCUCAUCCAGUUUGCAAUUGAUAUAUGCGAUGGAAUGUGCUACCUCGAGCAACGUCAAAUCGUUCACCGUGACUUGGCAGCUCGCAAUGUUUUACUGGACGAGGAGCUCGUCGCGAAAGUGAGCGAUUUUGGGUUGGCCAAAAAAGCGAACUCGCCGGCAAACGACAACGCAUCUGGUAAAUUCCCUAUCAAAUGGACGGCGCCUGAAGCUCUGCGACAUAGUAAUUUUUCGACUAAAAGUGAUAUGUGGUCGUUCGGCGUGUUAUUGUGGGAGAUAUUUUCAUUUGGUCGUGUACCCUAUCCUCGCAUCCCUAUACAAGAUGUAGUACGUCAUAUAGAACGGGGUUAUCGCAUGGAAGCUCCAGAAGGAUGUCCAGCAGAUGUUGUACGUAUAAUGCAUGAUGCUUGGGCACUACAGCCACAAGAUAGGCCAUCAUUUGGACAGGUUCUCCAACGAUUAAUAACUAUUUCCCGCAUGCUUUCUCACUGACAUCUGCGGGCUUUUCUUGUUGAGAUUAUUUCACUCCCGAUGUACGGAUUUUUCUAAGCAAUAACACAGUUCAAUUUGCUUGUCAUAAAUAUAUCGAUUGUUUUUCAUCACUUGAGACCAAUUCUCGCUCCAAAAAAGUGACCAAUUCAUAGAUAUAUGUAUCGGUUUCUCACAUAAUAUUGGUGCUUCGCCCGAAUUAUUUCACUCCAAAUGCAUUUGGUUACUUAUUUUUGGAGCUUGUCAGAUUAUGAGUUUUCUUUUCAACAGAAUGUUUGAUAAUAAUAUAGAUAGUAAGUAUAAUCACUUGCAUAAGUGUGUCAGUGAGAUGCUCAAAACAUCAUGUUUUCUGGCUCAAAGCAUAUCUUUUCGUAUGUACUGAUAUGUCAUCCCGAAUGCCUUGUCUGUUUUUCUUCUUUUUUUUUAUUUUUGUAACUUUUGUAAUUUGCUGCUCGCGGUUGUAUAUGCACUAAUUGAAUAAUCUACGGUUGAGUGUUUCAUGUUGUGUUUGUAAACUGGAUGUCAAUAAGAAAUAUUAUAUAGGUUUCUUUGUUCAGUAUUGUUGGU